This is a messenger RNA of Cololabis saira (Pacific saury), 2336 nucleotides long. It is a transcript of the gene apcdd1l, whose product is annotated as adenomatosis polyposis coli down-regulated 1-like. Gene Ontology annotation, biological process: negative regulation of Wnt signaling pathway. The transcript has 4 exons. Lineage: Eukaryota; Metazoa; Chordata; Actinopteri; Beloniformes; Belonidae. The record is from RefSeq and is a predicted model, not a curated record. Gene Ontology annotation, molecular function: Wnt-protein binding. Gene Ontology annotation, cellular component: plasma membrane. The coding region runs from base 329 to 1873 and encodes 514 amino acids.
GAGUGCACACACACAUGCAGAAUCCUCUCGCUCAUGUGCACGAACACACUGGCUUUGCACAUGCAUCGAGUGGAGCAGAGAGGGGAAAACACCACCGUGGAGAAGUUGCAUGAAAGAGCGGUCUCAGCUGAGGACUAAGUUUUGAAGUCAAACCAUGGAAGCCGAGCAGUGGAGGUAGAAGAGAGGAGGGGAAAAAAAAGCUCCCAGCUGGGGAUUACUGGACACUUCACUUGUAUGAGCUCUUGUCAUGGUGUUAUCGUACCUGAUCAUCUCUGCGAUUUGGAUUUCCCACGGAUCAAAGUCUGCUUUCUGAGCAAGUUUCUUGUGAAUGAGGCGCGUGGAACUGGGAAACAUGUCAAACGGACGCUUCAGUCACCUGUUAAGGGGAGUCUGGCUGUUCUGGCAAGCUGUGUUUGUGGUGGGAACGGGGAGUAAACUCUGGGAGGUGCCCACAGGACCCUUCGCUUCCUCCUCCAAUGUCAGCGGGAGCCUGCAGUGGGCGCCCCGCUGUCAGCAGCGCCACCUGCAGGACGACGUGAGAGUCACAGCAGAGAUCCCCCCGAAACUGGACGGCACCUGGGUCUCAACGAGAUGUGAAGUUCGCCCCGGUCCAGAGUUCCUGACCCGCUCCUACUCCUUCCACUCCAGUCGCCACUUCCAGGCCCUGCAGCACUACUACACCGACGGCGCCUGCGAAGAUCCAGCCUACUCCCUGAUGGUCAGGGGGAAGAUCCGUCUUCGCCAGGCCUCCUGGAUCACCCACGGGGGCACGGAGGCCGAGCACCACCUCACCAAGGUGGCCAUCGUGCUCCACAGCAUGGCGGCCAAGCAGCGGCUGGCCUCCAGGCUGCCGCCGGCCUGCGUGAGCCUCAGCCUCGGCCGAGCGCUGCCCGGGAAGCCCCGCGAGCUGUACAACACGCGGGCGGGGAGGGGCUGUCUGGCGGCGCUCGGCUUCUCCAUGAUGGAGAUGGGCCUGGUACGAGUGGAGACGCACCACCACAGCCACGGAGGGAAGGUCCAGAAACUGUUCUUGGGGGAUAUUCACACAGACUGGACUCAAAGAACCCAGCACAGACCUACAGGGUACCAGCAGCCGCUGCAGAACGCCAUGCAUCACAUCCACCCCUGUCCUGUGUGCGCUCUGGUGUACCGCUCCUCGGAGCAGCGCCCCGCCGUGUUGCCCCGCAGUCCUGCAUCUCCUCUGUCCCUGGCCGGCCGCUGGGUCAGUCAGAGCUGCGAGACUCGCCCCACGGUCCUCUUCCUCACCAGGGACUUCGUCUUUGAUCCCAGCCAGCACACCUGGGAAGGCGUCUACCGGCACUACUCGGACCCUGCGUGCUCACAGCUCACUUUCAUCCUGAGAGCCUUGGGACAUUACGCUCUGGGAAAUCCCUCCGUCAAACUCUCGGGAGCGUCUGAGCUGGUCUUCAAGGUCACUCGGGUGAAGGUCACUGCCUUGGACAAGCCCAUCGCAAAGUUGCUGAACGGCACAAAGCCGGGGAAGUGUGGUCGGACAGGAGGCUGGGAGGUCGGGGCGGAGCAGGAUUUGACCCCGACAGAUGGGUGCACUGUGCUGGGCAUCAAGCUGCCACAUAAGGAGUAUGAACUCUUCAAAAUGGAGCUGGAUCACAGGAAACAUCCACUGCUCUUUGUUGGAGAGAGGCCAACCGAUGGCUCCAGUCCUGACCGGCCACUGAAGCGACCCACGUCCUUUCAGGCCCCCAUGGUGCUUUGCAGCGGGGGGCAGGCACAGCCUUCCUACUCCCGUUUUGAGAGUAAGCAAGAACAGUUGGCCAGUGGGACGGGGAAGGUAGCCCAGCUCCUGAUACCGCUGUUUGGGUCUGUGCUGUUCAGCUGGUUCUACGUUUAUUAGAGACAGAUCAAACCUGCUCCACCCGCCCCAGUCAAGGAUGGACGUUGUUUUGUGGCAGCUGCCUUUCACCCUCUGGGGAGCACAUAUGAGGAGAAUCACCAGACCUUCCGAGGAGCAGAAGGAUCUUUCAUAUCUGGCUUUAACAUGGUACAUUUAGGUUCCCUUUAAUUGACCCACUUCAGCUAUUUUAAAAGAAAUAUAUACACAUACAUAAAACUACUCUGUAUAGAGCACACAUAUAUUAUGCAAAUGCCACUGAACAUGUUCAGUCCAGUUGGGCUCAGUUUGGAUAAUGAUCACAUGUCUGAGUAGGAACUAUUUCAUUCAUGUCGAUGUGGAGAUGCUGAUCAGUUAUUUCAUCAUCAAAACUUAAGCCAUGAACCUUACAGUGGACUUUCUACCGAGUUGCAGGUUGACUAAUGCACUUUGUACAGAACAUUGUCCUUUUUUUUUUUUUUUUUUU